Molecule: messenger RNA, 2828 nt
Organism: Alosa alosa (allis shad)
Lineage: Eukaryota; Metazoa; Chordata; Actinopteri; Clupeiformes; Clupeidae
Gene: lactbl1a
Product: lactamase, beta-like 1a
Exons: 7
Coding region: 215-1954 (579 amino acids)
Source: RefSeq, a predicted model, not a curated record
CUUCACAACUUUCAACCUCCACGAGCUCUUGUAAUGCUCUUUUGACAGGCAGCAUUUCUUCAGUUUCAUUAUUUUAUUUAUUUUCAAAUGAAAAUAAAAUAGGUGUAAGAUAAGGAGGAGAGGAGAUAUACACUUUGCUGAAGUAAGACAAGAGGAGGACACUAUGAUGUGCAUGGAACAGUGGGGCUAUCUGAUCAGCCUCUUUUAGUACUUAAUGCCACCUGUAGCCGGUUGGGAGUGCCAAACUGAGAAGAUGAAAGUGAAAUGGACCAAGCUGGGUCUGGUCUUCUUCCUGCUGCUCUCUGUCGUCAUGACAGCCUGCUUCAUCUGGCAGUACAGACAGCCCAAGCUCAGCACGGAAGAGGAGAUCAUGGUGAGCGAUGCCCCAGAGGAAGAGAUGUGUCCUCGCUUCCCCGAGCCUGUUCCCCUGCAGCACCCCAUCCCCAUCCUCAAAGAAGCCCUAGAGAAGGUGGAUGGACUCCUGAGACAAAAUAUUAAUGCCACCCGCCUGCCAGCCAUUUCUGCCAUAGUCAUCUUCAAUGACUCGGUGUUGUGGAAUGGGCACUUUGGGAGAAAAAAUGCAAGUGAUCCAUUCUCCCCACCACCAAAUGAGUACACAAUGUACAGAAUUGCAAGCCUGUCGAAGAUAUUCCCUACAAUAAUGCUGUACAAGUUAUGGGAAGAUGGCAAGGUGGCCUCUCUUGACGACCCGCUUGAGAAGUAUGUGGAUAAUUUUACCAUAAAGAAUCCACUGGGAAAGACCGGAGACUCCGACCCCAAGUCCAAAGCAGAUGGAUCCACUAACAACCUGGAGGGGAAGGCCAGCACCUCCUCAGUGACCCUGCGGAGGAUGGCCAGCCAGCUUUCUGGAUUACCCAGGCGUCUCAGGUCAACCACCCUACUCUGGCGAGGAAGCACUCAGGCUGCCAUCGGGUUACUUCAAGAUGACGUCCUCGUGGCAGACCCAGGAACCAAAUGCCACUACAGCAACCUGGCCUUCUCUCUGCUGGCGCAUGUCUUGGCAGAGAAGGUAGCGGGUACCAAGUACCAGCACUGGGCCACAGAGAAUAUCCUGAACCUGUUGGGCAUGGAGGACACGGGCUUCGACAUCACGCCAGAGGUGCAGAGCCAAAUGGCCGUGGGGGUCUACGCGAGCGGUCAGACAGCACCACUUUAUGACCUGGGCUGGUACCGUCCUUCGGGCCAGAUGUACUCCACGGCGGCAGACAUGGCCAAGCUGGGCAUGGCGCUACUGGGCUCGUACACGCGGCCGCUGCUGUCGGCCGACACACUCAAGACCAUGCUGACGCCCAUGUUCCGCUGCGACAAGGGCUACUUUGCCAACCAGACGGGCACGCCGUGGGAGGUGAACGAGCUGCUGGGCUACGAGGUGGUGCAGAAGGCCGGCGAGCUGGACGGCUACUCGGCCUCCUUUUCCCUGGUGCCGCGCCUCAAGCUGGGCCUGGUCAUCCUGAUGGCAGGCGCCAAGCCGAAGGGCGAGGACUUUGUUGCCAAAACCUACAGCUUCCUCAUCCCCGCCCUGGAGAGUGCCUUCCGGGAGGCCCCCCGCAUCCUCAUCCCUCCCCCCGAAGCGAGCCCGUACGAGGGCUUCUUCACUUAUGGCAAUAUGACGUUCUACGAGAUAAGGGCCGGGGAGGAUGGUGUUCUGAUCAUGCAGCAGUUUGGCCCACAGCUGGACACCAUGGUCCCAGCGAAGUACAGGACUAUCAGGCUCAGUUACCUGGAGGACAGGGUGUUUAGGGUUGUGUUUGAGAAGGAGUACCCCUGUGUUCUGAGAGUCAAUUCGGCCUCAGUCUCCCUGGAGAACCAAGACAGGCAACUUUUCAAUUUUUAUUAUUUUAACAGAAAGGGUCUCUCGCCUGGCUUUGAUGCCCCUGGACUCAACACCUACAGGGUUGUCAGGAUUCCUCGUAAACCAUUUUUCUCGAAAUAACGUUUGCACAGGGCAGAACUUGACAGUGGGAAAGAGGGACCUCUCCAUGAUAAAUGUGUCAAAUUAUUGGCAGGUCGAUUGUUAUCAGCAGUCCUCGUAAACCUUUCAUGUCUCUGAGAAAUGUUUGCAAAGCACUUAACACAGGGGAAGAAGAACCUUUCGAUAAAUGCCUCAAAUAUUGAACAACUGAGGAACAUUUUUCUAUGCAACUUCAUUUAUCUUACUAUGGUUGGAACUGGAAACUAAUUAAAAGGCAUUCUUUGUGAAUGGGUUUGCACCAAUAUGCAUCAUUUUGCUUAAGAUAUUGCUGUCAAUGUUAAUUGAACCUAAAGAAAUAUAUGAACAGAAAUUGGCAUUGCUACCCCAUAUUUUUUUCUAGAUCUCAUUACCUGCCUUUUUGAAUGGUCUUUUUUUGAUUAUUACUGAAGGUAGAAUUUCAAUGCCCAUUUUUUGUGUCAUGCAAACACUGGUAUUUUGCAGUACAUGGCCUUAUUCAAUUAUCACUCUUGUAUGAAAGUUUUCUUAAGUCAGAGACAGUGCCUUUCAUUGGAGGACAUGUCAAUAAGAACCUUGAGUUAUGGAACCCUGUUUGGAGGAAAUAUAUAUUUUAUAGCAAUCAGUCAGAAACCUAUUAUUAUCAGCAUAUAUAAAGGAAUAAAGACAAACACACGUUCUCUGAACUAUACAUCAAUAUAGUUAUACAAAAUGUUAAGUGAACAGGGUGACCACAAUUUCUGUCACACACACAAACACACACCCAACCAUUCAGGAAGUUUGAUUGUUUUACUGGCCACCUGGCCACUGCAGUGACACACACACACACACACACACAAGUAAGAGAAACUUGCCAUUGAAACACAAUAAAUGGGUAAGA